Messenger RNA from Diceros bicornis minor, 717 nucleotides. RefSeq names its product ribonuclease H-like. The transcript is spliced from 3 exons. Gene Ontology annotation, molecular function: RNA-DNA hybrid ribonuclease activity; nucleic acid binding. The record is from RefSeq and is a predicted model, not a curated record. Bases 49 to 717 code for a protein of 222 amino acids. NCBI's taxonomy places the organism in Eukaryota, Metazoa, Chordata, Mammalia, Perissodactyla, Rhinocerotidae.
UGGAAUAAUCCUAUCUGGCCUGUUAAAAAAGGUGAUGGGACAUGGAGAAUGACUGUAGAUUACAGAGAGCUAAACAAAGUGACUCCGGCUAUUCAAGCUGCCGUCCCUGAUUUGAUUACUGAUAUAACAGAAUCUCCUGUUAAAUGGGGUGUCUCAUAUGACCAAUUGACUGAAGAACAACAAAAACAUACCUGGUUUACGGAUGGUUCUGCCAAAAUGAUAUCGAGCUCACGGAAAUGGAAAGCAGUUGCCUAUAACCCAUCCACCCAACAAACAAUUGUCACCACUGGAGAUAAUAUGAGUAGCCAAUAUGCUGAACUUUAUGCGGUGUAUCAGGCACUUCAACAAGAACAGGGGCAACAAUGUCAUAUAUAUACUGAUUCAUGGGCAGUGGCACAAGGUUUGGCAAUGUGGAUGCCACAAUGGAAAAAACAUGAUUGGAAAAUUAAUGAUAAAGAAAUAUGGGGAAAGAAAUUAUGGGAAGACAUAUGGUUAUGGUGUCAAAACACGAUUGUUACUGUAUUUCAUGUUGAUGCUCACAGUUCUUUAAUUUCUGCAGAACGAAAGCAUAAUUCUCAUGCUAAUCAGCUGGUGCAGAUUCGUGCAACGCACAACCCAGGCUUAGCACAAUGGGUCCACGAAAAGAGUGGACACUUGGGAGAACAAGCUUCAUACAGAUACUCCUGCUGUGUUCGCUAUGCUGUGAUUGAAGACUGA